Macrosteles quadrilineatus (aster leafhopper) is the source of this 346-nucleotide messenger RNA. RefSeq lists its product as uncharacterized. Bases 17 to 331 code for a protein of 104 amino acids. The record is from RefSeq and is a predicted model, not a curated record. NCBI's taxonomy places the organism in Eukaryota, Metazoa, Arthropoda, Insecta, Hemiptera, Cicadellidae. The transcript has 2 exons.
CGAACAGAUCAUAAUCAUGGCCCUAGCAGCAAAACUCAACACCCUGGAGAAAGGACCAUACCUCCCUAAGAUCGACGUUUCGGCGCUUACUAACAAAGAGGGCUACUCCAUUGUGGCAGGGAGGGCAGUAAACACCAAAUACGGAGCGUCCAUCGUCCUAGACAUCCAUGUGCCAGAAAAGAGUGCCGACUUCUGUAUAUUCUUACCAAAGCGGUUCAGCGAGGCGUUGAGUUCAGAUGAACUGAAGGAAAUCGCUGAGAGCAAGGCAUAUCGGGUUCAAUACUUGGGGAUGAGCGGGAACUCUCCGAAUAUAAAAAUUUGGAAACAAUAAAUGUUUGAUAUUUGC